Diceros bicornis minor is the source of this 1636-nucleotide messenger RNA. RefSeq names its product mitotic-spindle organizing protein 2B-like. The coding region runs from base 1 to 585 and encodes 194 amino acids. The record is from RefSeq and is a predicted model, not a curated record. Gene Ontology annotation, cellular component: centrosome; spindle. NCBI's taxonomy places the organism in Eukaryota, Metazoa, Chordata, Mammalia, Perissodactyla, Rhinocerotidae. The transcript is spliced from 2 exons.
AUGGCGGCGCCGGGCUCCAGGCCCUGGCCGGAGGCGCCCCAGGGUCUGGAGGUGGCUCUGCAGAAGCUCGCGCUGCGGCGGAAGAAGGUGCUGAGCGCCGAAGAGACGGAGCUUGCGCUCGGCCGACCCCCGACACUCCUGCUCUCCCGCCCCCCCAGGCCCUUGUCGGACCCCCAUGAGGCCCAGAGUAGAGUCGGGGUCUUGAGGGCGGCAGCCACGCCUGGCGUGGGCGAGAAGGGCUCCCUGCGCACCGCGUCUGCCCCCUCCAGGCUCCUGGUGGACCUGCUGAAGCCGAACGUGGCCCCCCUCGCCGUUUUCCAGGUGCUCAAGUCCGUGUGUGCCGGGCAGAGGCUGGCGAGCGAGCCCCAGGACCCUGCGGCCGUGUCUCUGCCCACAUCGAGUGUGCCUGAGAUGAGAGGUCAGACUCGGGCCCGGUGCUCCCUGCCCUUGUGGCCCGUGCGGCCAGGUGGCAGGGGCGGGGAGGUGGGCAGCGCCCUGCGCGGUGCGGGCUUGGCCCUCAGUGGCCAGGCCUUUCUGUCGAUCUUCUCCCAGGACCCCCUGGGCCAUCCAGGGGUCGCCCCUUGAGCUCCAGUCCCCAACUUCGGCUUGGCUGCCGCCCUUGAGAGAGCACGUCCAGAUCGGGUGGGCUCAGAGGGGGUGCCCCAGAGAGACCCGAGUAGGCUGGGCCUCAUCCGGGACUUUCGCUGCCCCAGACUCUUCUCACCUCUGGGCUCCUGCCUUCACUCCACAAAUGCGAGAACAAGACUGCUUUGGUUCCUGUUCUCACGGUUUGUACAGGCUCCAGGGACGUGCUCAGGGCGUGGCCUUCUUGCCACCCCCUCACCUGUACCCCAUGCGGGCCCAAGUCCUGCUCAGGAGUCUGGCCAGCUGAGCUUCCCUCCUCCGGUUCCCACGAGACGAGGUCAGGGUGGCAGCCCCUGGCUGCCCUAGACGCUCAGGGUGCAGAGGCCUGAGUGGUAGAGCACUGGGCUCAGGUGUGAGGGGCCUCCUCACUCUCAAGGGUCAUGAUGGGGAUGAACAGGUGCUGGUGACCAGGUGUCAUGGUGGAGCUCCAACUGCAUCCUCCCCCUGUGACACUUCUGCUCCCAGUGGCUAUCAGAAACCCUCUGACAUGCAGCCAAACCUCCUGGGGUGGCUCCUGGGCCAGAAGCACCAGGGCUUUCACAGACCCACCCACAGGGGCAUGGCCUGCCCUCCACCCAAAUGUCAGCCCCAUCUCGGGGUGAGUGCCAGGGCCCUGGGUACCCGCGUUCCCCAUCCUGUGAGGCCCCGGGCACUCGAGCGCAGUCCUUCUCACUGACCCAUGCUCUCUCUGUGUCUCUCUCUGACCUCCAGAGGCCUCCUUUCUCUCUGCCAAGAACUGUAGCCUCCCUGCAAGGCCCUCCUUUUCCUGGGCCCCAGGGCCUGCGUCCUCUGCCAUUCUGCUCCACGGCCCAGCUGCCACACACUUGCCUCUCUCUCCCGGGCCCACCAGCUCACUUGCUGCCCAUUCUCUCCUUUUACAGGUUGUGUUUAUUGGUUGAUCUCUGGGGGUUGGUGUGCUUUCUUUUUUCCAUGGAAACUGCCCUGGCCCCCAGAAAGCCAGAGCAGCUUCGAGCUGCAAGGGCAGGACCUU